Messenger RNA from Colletotrichum karsti, 825 nucleotides. Its product is annotated as nuclear envelope protein cut8. NCBI's taxonomy places the organism in Eukaryota, Fungi, Ascomycota, Sordariomycetes, Glomerellales, Glomerellaceae. Bases 1 to 825 code for a protein of 274 amino acids. Gene Ontology annotation, cellular component: nucleus. The record is from RefSeq and is a predicted model, not a curated record. The transcript has a single exon. Gene Ontology annotation, biological process: nuclear protein quality control by the ubiquitin-proteasome system; proteasome localization.
AUGGCCACCAGCCGCAAGCGCAAGGCCGACGAGGACGGCGACGAGAUGUCCCUCUCCCCGCGAAGCUCCCCCUCCGCCUCGUCGAGACAACUCUCCCGACCCUCGAAAAAAGUCCGCUCCAAUGAACUCGUCGGCCGCCCGCUCACCCUGCCCCGACUCCUCGAGACCCUGGAUCCUACUCAGCUGCGAACCGUCCUAGAGCGAAUCUGCGAGCGCCACCCAGAAAUCGGCCACGAGGUCGUCAGCAGCGCCCCCCGACCGACCGUCGAAGCCGCUCACGGCGUUUUGCGGGAGUAUCAGGAGAAGAUGAAGGUGGCCAUUCCGUACGGCGAGACGAGCCCAGAUUACACCUAUUACCGGGUCAAGGCACCCCUGACGGCUCUCAUCGACGCCCUCCUCGACUUUACGCCGCAGUACUUGCCCCCUAACGAAAGCCAAACCACCAUUUCUCUGCAAUAUCUCGACGGCGCCACCAAGAUCAUUCACCAACUCCCCGACUGGGAGCCUCAGCAAUACCGCCACCACAAGGAAAACGCAUACGACGAGAUCUCCAAGGCCUGGGCCCUGGUCAUCAACGAGGCGGCCAAGCGCGGAGGAGGACUCAGCCUGCACACGGGCGGAUGGGACCAGACCCUGGCGAAGCACCAUGAGAUUUCCGGCGGACGCAUGGGCACUGCGAUGAACGCAAUGGCGGCGGGAGUGAGUUGGAUGGCCAACAACUCGUCAAACGGACAACCCACAAACCCAGCUUCGGACCCGAACUCGAUUCUCAACCAGCUCAUGUCGGGAACGUAUGGGGCACCUGUGCGGGUCGGACCCUGGUAA